Parastagonospora nodorum SN15 is the source of this 1231-nucleotide messenger RNA. RefSeq lists its product as hypothetical. The coding region runs from base 1 to 1104 and encodes 367 amino acids. The record is from RefSeq and is a predicted model, not a curated record. Lineage: Eukaryota; Fungi; Ascomycota; Dothideomycetes; Pleosporales; Phaeosphaeriaceae. The transcript is spliced from 2 exons.
AUGUCGGACGACGAAGUCGACCAUGAGCUCCUCGACCUUCUACGUGCACGCUUCGGCAUUGGCGUAAAGGACACUGGACCACCGGAAACUAAAGUCCUCGAGAAUGCACAAUUCAUAUGCGACAACAGCGUCGACGUGGCGCUGGACAUGCGCUCCACCAAAGUCGCAGCACAACUCAUCUUGGACGAAAUGUCAAAACGCGAGUACAGCACGUCUACCUGGUCCGAACAUGAAUUGCAUCCAAAAGCCAAGGACGAGAACACUGUCAACUUCAUCUUCACCAUGGAUUUACUCAACUUUAGCUUCUGGAGUGAGAAGCCCGAGGACGAAAGAUUUGCCAUUGUGUACAAGGGAAAGAGAUGGACCGGCUAUUGGAGCCUAGUCGCACUGUUGCAAAGAGCACUGGAGCAAGACAUUCCUAUUACAGACCCGGAGUUUUGGAUCGACGAGGAAAAAUGCACAGACGAUGUCUUGAAGACAGUCUUUAGCUCUGGCAUCGAUGGCGCCGAAGAGAUCCCACUAUUCAACGAGCGCAUCCGAUGUCUACGAGACGCCGGCCGUAUAUUGGAAGAGGAAUUCGACAGCAGCGUGGUGACACUUAUUGAAGACUCCAAAAACUCCGCAGCAGGCCUCGUCAACCUGCUCGCCGAGAAGUUUCCCUGUUUUCGCGACGAAGGCACGUUUGAGCGCAAAAAAGUGCGCUUUCUCAAGCGCGCGCAAAUCUUUGUCGCCGACCUGUGGGCCGCCUUUGACGGCGAGUCCUACGGCGAAUUCAACGACAUUGACCAAAUCACCAUGUUUGCCGACUAUCGCAUUCCGCAGAUGCUGCACUCUCUCGGCAUCAUGUGGUACUGCCCACCCCUCGAGAACAAGAUUCGUCGCCUGGAGGUCAUUGAGUCCGGACAUCCGUGGGAGAUGCAGAUCCGCGGAUGCAGUAUUUGGGCAGUGGAGUUGUUGAGACGCGAGAUCGUGAAAACCAAGAGUGAUGCGAAGGUUAAUGCGAUUUUGAUUGAUUUUUUCUUGUAUGAUUUGGCGAAGGAGAAAGAGAAGGAUGAUGAGAGUGGGGUUAUUCCGCAUCAUCGGACGAGGAGUAUCUGGUAUUGAGCAACUUGAAAGAGUCCUGGCGUUCAGUGUCAAUGUCAAAAUAAAGGGAAUGUCUGCGCACGACGAUCGAUCAGGAUAUCGAAGUCCAACGUCAAAGAAGACUAUGGCCUCACUCGCCUGCAACCCA